Lathyrus oleraceus (garden pea) is the source of this 1309-nucleotide messenger RNA. RefSeq names its product alpha carbonic anhydrase 7. Lineage: Eukaryota; Viridiplantae; Streptophyta; Magnoliopsida; Fabales; Fabaceae. Bases 185 to 1024 code for a protein of 279 amino acids. Gene Ontology annotation, biological process: one-carbon metabolic process. The transcript is spliced from 7 exons. The record is from RefSeq and is a predicted model, not a curated record. Gene Ontology annotation, molecular function: carbonate dehydratase activity; zinc ion binding.
AAAGAAUUCAAAUUUGAGUUUACUAGGAAGUUUCACUUUCUCUUUACCAAAUAUUCCAAGAACUUUGUAUGCAAUUACUUAUUUACCCUUCCUUCUAUAGAAUAUAUUUCUUUGCUUUCUUCUUCCAUUACCCAUUCAAAACUUUCCAAGUCCAAAUCUUCCACCCCUUUUACUUGAAAUCAAAAUGAAACACCAAAAACUUCACACAAAGUCCCUUUCAAAUCUUCUAAUACUAGUCACUAUCUUUCUCCUUUCAACAAAAUGGACCAUAGCACAAGAAGUUGAGGAUGAGCAUGAAUUUGAUUACAUAAAAGGGAGCGAAAAGGGUCCUUCACAUUGGGGUGAAUUGAAGAAGGAAUGGAAAGCAUGUAAGAAUGGAAGAAUGCAAUCUCCAAUUGAUAUGUCAAGCCACAGAGUGAGGAUAGUUCCAAAGUUAGGAAAAUUAAAGAAGAAUUAUAAGCCUCAUAAUGCUACUAUCAAAAAUAGAGGUCAUGAUAUUCAGGUGAAAUGGGAGGGAGAUGCAGGUUCAAUAAAUAUCAAUGGAACAAAGUUUUUUCUACAUCAAGCCCAUUGGCACUCACCUUCUGAGCAUACCAUCAAUGGAAGAAGGUAUGAUGUGGAGCUACAUUUGGUACAUGAAAGCCCAAAAAUAAAUGGGAAAAGCAAGAUUGCUGUUAUUGGAAUUCUAUAUAAGUUUGGCCGACCAGAUCCUUUUCUCACUAAGUUGUCAAAAUACAUAAAAGUCUUGGUGAAUACUGAAGCAGAAAUGAGUAUUGGAGUGGUUAAUCCCUCCAAAAUCAAGUUUGGAGGAAAAAAAUAUUACAGAUACAUUGGCUCUCUCACUGUCCCUCCUUGCACUGAAGGUGUCAUUUGGACUAUGAAUAAAAAGAUAAGAGGGGUGUCUAGAGCACAAGUGAAGUUACUUAGAGAGGCGGUUCAUGAUCAUGCAGAGAAGAAUGCUAGACCUUUGCAACUACUGAAUAGAAGAGAGAUACAACUCUAUGACCGAAAAAAGAAGGAAUGAACAAUAUAGGAACUUAUUGCAGCAAUCCAAUGAUACAAUUUUAUGUUUUUCUUGCAAGUUCUAUAAUAUUACUAGCAUUUUGUUUUGUAAGGUAUCACUUUUUCCAAUUCAUCUUUUAUACUAACUUUGUUUCCACUAGAAGCGCAGAUUACUUUUUAUGUUUUUAUCCAUGUUGUGAAAAGAGGAUUAUACUUGAUUUGAUUUGUCCGGUUAAGGAAAGGUGUGGUCGUGGAUCUGUUUUGGUCUCAACACUAUAUUGAAUAAACACCCAAUAAAAAUGUCUUU